Molecule: messenger RNA, 4697 nt
Organism: Conger conger (European conger)
Lineage: Eukaryota; Metazoa; Chordata; Actinopteri; Anguilliformes; Congridae
Product: myotubularin-related protein 10-like
Exons: 16
Coding region: 649-2937 (762 amino acids)
Source: RefSeq, a predicted model, not a curated record
CCUCCUCCCUUCUAAACAUGGCCGCAGUGUCUACGAUUCUAAUAGCAUCGCAGGAGAUAUAAUCGAGUUUGAACUCUUCCAGUCGGGAAUGCAACCCUGAAGGGUAGGCUGUCAGAAGCGAGUCUUUCGUUCUGCUCUGGUCACGUAUUUGAAGACGUGUAAAUAUCUGAUUCUUAAGUCACGGAAAAGUUUUAAGGUUGGAGUGGCAUAAGACAGACUCGAAAAACUUAAUGCAUAACAUAACUGGACCAGUUUAACGGAACGGAUACUACCAGUCGAGCUUGCUGUCCCGCUGUAACGUUAAAAUAAUAGAGUUCAGUGUUGCAAAAAGGAUAAGUUAGCAGGAAAGCUUCAGGCGUAUUUUAGUAGGUUUAGGAAGCUAACACCAACGACACUGCUUAACAUCUUCAAACAAUGGACCAAACUUUAAACUUUAUUUCUACUGGCUAGCGUUGAGCUGCUUGGCUCGCUAAAGAUUAAACUUCGUGUCAUUUUAUUCAAGUUCAGAACAUUAUUAUCCUAGCGGAUUUCGCCAACGCAAGUUAGACUGCCAGUAUUUGGGCUACGUUGGACAAGGCUAGCUAGUUCCGUCUUGCUCUCAUUUCAACUUUGACUCGCUAGCGAGCGAACCUGCGCUCACGGUGCAAGAUGUUUCCUGUCAAACCUUUGAAGCCAACAUUUAAAUCCUACCUUCCUCCUUUACAGACUGACUUGAAGAAGAGUCCCCAGCCCACAAAGAAAUUGGAAGCAAAGUUACUUCCAGGGGAGAUCGUGGUGAACGAGGUGAACUUUGUGCGGAAGUGCAUCGGUGCGGACAGCAGCAAGGAUGAUCUGUGGGGGAAGCUUGUUUGCACCAACUUCAAGAUCUCCUUCAUCACCCAUGAUGCAUUGCCCCUGCAGAGGUUCCAGUACCGGACCAGACUGCUUGGAGAGCAUGAUGUUCCCCUGGCCUGCGUGGAGCAGGUGGUAACAGUGAACGACGCUAAAGGGAAGCAGAAGGUCCUGGGCUCCAACCAGAAGCUGAAGUUCAACCCCACCGAGCUCAUUGUCUACUGCAAGGACUUCCGCAUCAUCAGGUUCCGCUUCGACGAGGCCGGGCCGGAGAGCGCCAAAAAGGUCUGCCUGGCCAUCGCACACUACUGCCAGCCUGCCGAUCCCCAGCUCCUGUUCGGGUUCGAGUUCCUCUGGAAGCGCUACUACGGAUCGUCAGGUGACCGGGUCAAUGGUGUGGAACGUGGAGGGGGCCCGCAAACCCCCUUGUUUGACCGUCCCUCCGAAUGGGACCGGGAGAUUAAGAGGACGGGGGCGUCGGAGUGGAGGGUGUGUGCCAUCAACGAGGGCUAUGCAAUCUCUCAAAGUCUCCCUGAGUACUUUGUGGUGCCCGUGUCCCUGGCUGAUCAGGACCUGAAGCAGUACUCCGGCUUCUUCGUGGGCCAGCGAGUUCCUCUGUGGUGCUGGAACCACCCCAACGGUAGCGCCCUGGUGAGAAUGGCCACCAUCCGGGACCCGGCCCAGCAAAGGAAGCUGGACCAGAGGAUCAGUAACGGCAUCACGAAAAGCCACCCCAAGCGCAGUGAAGCUCUGAAGUGCGACCUGGAUCGGGCCCUGCCCAAUAUUCAGGACAUCCAGUCCGCCUUCGUCCGGCUGCGCCAAGUCUGUGUGAUCGAGCCCUUUGAAGAGUCCGAGGAGAAGUGGCUGUCGUCCGUGGAGGGCUCGCGAUGGCUGGAGUACGUCAGGGCCUUCCUGAAGCAGUCUGCAGAGGUGGUGUACGUGCUGGAGGGAAAACGUGCCUCUGUCAUUCUGCAAGAGGAAGAGGACCGGGACCUGAGCUGUGUGGUCUCCUCUCUGGUGCAGCUGAUGCUGGACCCUCAUUUCCGCAGCCUGACCGGCUUCCAGAGCCUGGUGCAGAAGGAGUGGGUGAUGGCUGGCCAUCGCUUCAUGGACCGCUGUAACCACCUGAAGAAGAGCAAAGAGGAGUGUCCUCUCUUCCUGCUGUUCCUGGACUGCGUGUGGCAGCUGAUGAACCAGUACCCAGCAGCCUUUGAGUUUACGGAGACCUACCUGACAGUGCUGAUGGACAGCAUGUGGCUUCCUGUCUUCAGCACCUUCCUGUUCAACGGCCCCCAGCAGCACGCCGAGCACACCAGGGAGUUUGUCCAGAGUAAGAACAUCCCCCGGGCGGAUGAGAAGGCUCUGCGUUUCCCGCCUGUGUGGGACUGGUCCCAGCAGUUCAGCCUGAAGGACCAGGCCCUGUUCAACAGUCCUCUGUACGUGGGCAAGGGCGCCACCUGUGUGCAGAACGGGGCAGUGAAGACAUUCAGACGCACGAAGCAGAAGAACUACAGCUCCACGCUGAGGGGGAUGCCCUCCCUGCGGAACGGGAUGCUGGCAGACCUGGACUCGCUGCCCCGGCGGAACUCCCUGGUCCUACGGCUGCGGCCGGACUUCUCCCAGCAGCGGGAGCCAACCGAGAGCCCGUCGGAGCGCUUCUUCAGGGACUGGUUCUCCCGGCCGGCCGACCUGCAGGGGCUGCUCCUGCCCCAGCUCCUGCCCUCCCACCUCCGGCUGUGGCGGCUCUACUUCCUGCGCUGGGUCCCCGAGGCCCAGAUCCCGCAGGGCGGGCCCAUCACCUCCUUCCACAAGCUGUCCCUGCUGGCGGACGAGAUCGAGACCCUGCAGGGCCGGCUGCGGCAGUGCACGGGGGGCACGCCCGCCUCCACGCCCGAGAGCCCCCAGACCGAGCAGCGCAGGAUGUACUUCAAGCUCCUCUCCCCCCAGGACCCCCCGUCGCCCCCCGAAUACCUCAGCUCGUCCUUCCCCUUCUCCCCCGUGGGUAACCUGUGUCGCCGAAGCAUCCUGGGGACCCCCCUCAGCAAGUUCCUGAGCGGGGCCAAGAUCUGGCUCUCCACCGAAACCCUGGCCAAUGAGACCCUCUGAGCCCCACGCAGCCCUCUCUGAAGAAUGAACCCCCUGACUGGAACUACAGGGGGGACAGGGAGCAGACUGACAGACCUCUUUAGGAUCUUCACUCCUGCACAAGAUGAAUCCCACAUCGCUCAAGUUGCAUUUCCCAGGAUAUCCUGUUGUUGUGCUGUGGUUGCCACGGUUGCAUUCUUCAUGUGGCAAAUUUUGAUUUAAGGAAUCUAAACUAUUUUGGGGAGGUGGGGUGGGAAUCACAAAUUGAUAUUUUUGAAAUUAAAUAAGGAAAUGUAUCGCAUUUAUUCUGUGGUCGCUGACAUUUUCAAAUCUGUUUAUUUUAACAUAGAUUUUUAUUUUUCCUUCUAAUACCUUCUGGUAAGGUAGUGUGUGUUGUGUUGAAAUUAACGGCCAUUGUGUGCAUCUUUCUCUAAAGGAUAAGGCUAGGGCUGGUGGUUUUAGUCCUUUAUAUUCCUCCAUUAGAUGCCAUGUACCAUAGAAACAUCACUGCGACAUCCACGCUAUUUCCACAUUUACUUUAGAAGAAUGCGUAGCUUGGGUUGGGCUGUCACUGAAAGGCAGGGUGUUGCCUGGGGCUAGAUUUAUUCAUUAGUUGCACUCCUGUUUAGGAAUGGGGAAAGGGUAAUAAUCGCGUACUGUACUUGAUGCAUUUACGGACAUCGGCAGGCUGGAUACCUGCCUGAAUUUAAAAUCCGCCUGCUUUCUCUGGUUGGGACCGGCAGAGGGGCAGAUGCUGCUAGGAAAGGUCCUGAACCGACACCAGGGAGACCAGCGGGCUGGUGGGUCCUGGGGGUCCGGUGUUCAGUCCUGUGGGGUCCGGGAUUAAGCCCUUUCUUUUGGGUCUUGCAGCCACGGUCUGGGUGAAGUUGGUUGCAUUAGUAGCUAGAGGCACUAAGUAUAAUGUGCUGGAUUGGCCCACUGUGUAUCUGUCCGUGUCCAGUCACAGGCUGGGUACUUGUAUGUCUUCUAAAUCUUUCAUUGCUUGAUCCACACAUAGUCCAAAUAUUCCAAAUAUGUCCUUAUUAAUGAACCACAUCUUUAUAAAGACCUUAGUAGUCUGUUUUUUUAUUUUUGUUCUUUCCCAGUUUGUGUUGUGAUAAAUGUUUUGCUUUGUUUAAAAGUUGGUACUAUAAAACAUUUCAGUGAUCAGCAUAGAAACAUUUGAUUUAGUUUACCACUAAUUCUUUAUCAUAAUGCACUCUGCUGUUGAAAUUAGUGCCAUUCAUUUUGGCAGUUUUAUAUUAGUCGACAGCACUUGUAUUUAUUUAUUCAUUUGCGCAAUACAGGUCUUUUGGGAAAUUGUGAAAUCCACUGUGCCUUUAAAGGGGAAUUUGGGAUUGAGCUACACUGUAUUCAAACGCAUUCUUCAUGUGCUUUUAAGGGCAUGCUAUAUUUUCACAUCACUUUGUGGGCUGUGCGUUCAGAGUUACACUGAAACCAAAGCUUGCCACCACCAGAAGCUAUCUUGGAGCUAGCGCUUCAUCAUUUCCCCUGUAAUGCAGAAAUGCAGUGAUGUGUGAUCUGUGUGUGUGUGAAUGGUGUUGGUCUGUGCCUGAGUUUUGCCAGGUUUUUUCGCUGCACGCCUCGGUGAUGAGGUGACGCACUGGGGCAUGCUGGGUAAUAAGUCUCUGCUCUAUACAGUGCAGUGGUACUGCCAGCUGUUGGCAGGCCACAGGAGAGCCAUGCUAUGAGUCCGAAUGCAUUCAUUACCAAUAACUAAUACUGCAGAUUUAGUACAAAUAAAGAAGCUUUAACAAUUA